Aplysia californica (California sea hare) is the source of this 2129-nucleotide messenger RNA. Its product is annotated as nucleolar and coiled-body phosphoprotein 1. NCBI's taxonomy places the organism in Eukaryota, Metazoa, Mollusca, Gastropoda, Aplysiida, Aplysiidae. The record is from RefSeq and is a predicted model, not a curated record.
AUGACGCACCAGUUCCCGCCGACCUCCCAGCCCGGCAAGACGUCCGCGGCCACACAACCGGCCGCCGCCCCACAGGGCGCACUGGAAGAGGAGGACUACAGCGGGGACUUCACCGCAGACACAGAGGACGACCGGAUAGAGGCAGACCGGGUCAACGGACCCCGCGCCACCCCACAGACCCUCUCCGGCCAGGAGGGGAGGUCGGACUCUCAGGACGUGACCGAGGGGGUCAGCUCGGACAAGGGGGAACUCACGUCCGAGGGUUCGAGUCCCAGAGGCGGCCCGGGCGAGGAGGAGUGCGGACCCGGGGGCAAGGACUCGGCGGAAGUGUCCGCGGACGCCAACAACAAAUCCCGGAGCAAAGAUAGUAGCGGCGGGGGCGGAGAGUCUCAGGCCAACAAGAAGGGCAAGCCCAGGAAGCAGUUCACGAUGACCAAGAAGAAGAUGGAGGUCAUUGACCACAAGCUGCCCAACACUAAGGUGACGUCACGGCUGGCCGACUACAUCAACACGCCCCCGCCGGCCAAGCCCAAAGAGGAGAAGGAGAAGGAGAAGAAGGAGAAGUUCUCCAAGAACGCCAAGAACAAGAUGAAGAAGAACGUGUCGGAGACGCCCAAGUCUAAGCUGGACACGGGACGGACAUCUUUCUCCUCCUCCACGGCACCAGACGGCGGGAACUCCAGGGACGCGGGCGGGGAGAAGGUGGGAGACAGAGACGAAGGGGCGGACAAGACGGAGAAGAACCAGAAACCGGAGAAGAUCGUCGUGGAGAAACCGAAGCCGAAACCCGUGAAGAGAACCCCACCCAAGUCCAAGUGGGGAGACAUCAUGUCGCAGAUCUCCACCAGCAAAGACACCGCCAAACCCAAGCCCAAAUCCGAAAUCAAAUCCUCAUUGGCCGCCUACUUAAACACCCCGCCCCCUCAGGCUCCGCCCAAUACGGAGGCUAACAGCGUGGCCGUCAACAACGCUAAGAACGAGCAGCAGAAUCAAAGCCAAGCGCACAAGUUCAAGUCCAGGAUCAAACCGCUGCCUCCGCCGCCUCCCAAAAUUGACCUGAGCAAGGUCAAAAGUAAACUGGGCGUGCCCACGGCCGCCUCGGCCCACAAGGUGGUCAAACGGGACAGCUCACCGGCCACGCACAGCAACAAGGCAGGGGUUCAGAUCUCCAGGGACAACUCGCCCGCCAGAAAUCCAAACAGCGGGACCAGGUGAAAGAACAGAGCCGAGGUCGGAGGUCACAGAUCAAGAGCACCAUCCCUCCCUUCACUCCCGUGAAAGUCCCGUCCCGAGCCUUAGAGCUCAAGCAGGGAGGUAGGGCCUCUUCCGCCUCCUCCCAGCGCUCCUCCACCUCCCCCACUCCCCUCAUUCUGAAACCCAUUAAGCCUAAAACUACGACCAACGCCACCAGCAACAACCCUAGGACCAUCGUCAUAAACGCGAAACCGGUGUGGGGUGCGGGCAAGUCCCCCACCACCUUGACGAUCAAGGGACGCGACCCCUCGGGGAAUCGCAGUCGGAAAUCCAAUGUCAACGGAACAGCCAAGGGGGCUCCCCCCAGCAGCGCCCCUAACGCCCCCCGGGGCGGCCCCACCCCCAGCAGCGCCCCCCGGGGGACGUCCACCACCAGCAGCCAGAAGGAGAUCGUACGCCUGGAGUCCCUGUGUGAGGCGAGGACCAAGGAACUCAGUCAGGCUAGGAUGCAGCUCCGCGCUACAACACAGGCUUUUGAUGCCAUGUCUGUGGUGGUCAACUACUGCUGUGUGGAGCUGGACGCUUUCGAAUGUCCGACCCUGGCUCUCAAGUUAGAGACGGUGCAGAGACAGCUCAAGGAUUGCCUCACACAGAUAGCGGAUCUGACGAGCGAGAAGGACGCGCUUGACAAGAACCUGUCGGAGAUAAGUCAGCAAAAGGAGGAGGCCUCUAAGCUAGAACAGGAGGCACGCCACAAGGCACAAGCCGACCGGGAAGACCACGAGAAGGUGCAGAAGGACAUGGAGGACACGCACAACGCGGCGCUCACGGCGCAGAGAGACGAGCUCACCAAGCAGCAUAACGAAGCUGUCAAGAAGCUUCAUGACUUCCAUGACAAGCAGAUAGACCUUCAGAAACAGGCAUUUGACAGACAG